Cladocopium goreaui is the source of this 4963-nucleotide messenger RNA. The record is from the annotation of a GenBank genome assembly. NCBI's taxonomy places the organism in Eukaryota, Dinophyceae, Suessiales, Symbiodiniaceae.
GAAGCAGCAGCAGCAGAAAAUGCAGCAGCUGCUGAGGAGCCAGUCGCACUGAAGGAAGCUGCAGCAGAAGAAGCAAAGGAAGUGGCAGCAGCUGCUGAGGAGCCAGCAGAACCAAAGGAAGAGGCAGCAGCAACAGAAGAAGCUGCAGCAGCUGCUGAGGAGCCAGUCACACCGAAGGAAGCUGCAGCAGAAGAACCAAAGUCAGUGGCAGCAGCUGCUGAGGAGCCAGCAGCUCCAAAGGAAGAGGCAGCAAAAGCAGAAGUUGCAGCAGCUGCAGAGGAACCAGUCUCACCGAAGGAAGCUGCAGCAGCUGCUGAGGAGCCAGCAGAACCAAGGGAACAGGAAGCAGCAACAGCAGAAAAUGAAGCAGCUGCUGAGGAGCCAGUCGCACUGAAGGAAGCUGCAGCAGAAGAACCAAAGUCAGUGGUAGCAGCUGCUGAAGAGCCAGCAGCUCCAAAGGAAGAGGCAGCAGCAAGAGAAGAAGCUGCAGCAGCUGCUGAGGAUCCAGGCGCACCGAAGGAAGCUGCAGCAGAAGAACCAAAGUCAGUGGUAGCAGCUGCUGAGGAGCCAGCAGCUCCAAAAGAAGAGGCAGCAAAAGCAGAAGUUGCAGCAGCUGCAGAGGAACCAGUCGCACUGAAGGAAGCUGCAGCAGAAGAACCAAAGCAAGCGGCAGUGGCUGCUGAGGAGCCAGCAGAACCAAAGGAACAGGAAGCAGCAACAGCAGAAGCUGAAGCAGCUGCUGAGGAGCCAGUCACACCGAAGGAAGCUGCAGCAGAAGAACCAAAGGAAGUGGCAGCAGCUGCUGAGGAGCCAGCAGAACCAAAGGAACAGGAAGCAGCAACAGCAGAAGCUGCAGCAGCUGCUGAGGAGCCAGUCACACCGAAGGAAGCUGCAGCAGAAGAACCAAAGGAAGUGGCAGCAGCUGCUGAGGAGCCAGCAGCCCCAAAGGAAGAGGCAGCAGCAACAGAAGAAGCUGCAGCAGCUGCUGAGGAGCCAGGCGCACUGAAGGAAGCUGCAGCAGAAGAGCCAAAGUCAGUGGUAGCAGCUGCUGAGGAGCCAGCAGCUCCAAAAGAAGAGGCAGCAAAAGCAGAAGUCGCAGCAGCUGCAGAGGAACCAGUCGCACCGAAGGAAGCUGCAGCAGAAGAACCAAAGCAAGCGGCAGUGGCUGCUGAGGAGCCAGCAGAACCAAGGGGGCAGGAAGCAGCAACAGCAGAAGCUGCAGCAGCUGCUGAGGAGCCAGUCACACCGAAGGAAGCUGCAGCAGAAGAACCAAAGGAAGUGGCAGCAGCUGCUGAGGAGCCAGCAGCCCCAAAGGAAGAGGCAGCAGCAACAGAAGAAGCUGCAGCAGCUGCUGAGGAGCCAGGCGCACCGAAGGAAGCUGCAGCAGAAGAACCAAAGUCAGUGGCAGCAGCUGCUGAGGAGCCAGCAGCUCCAAAGGAAGAGGCAGCAAAAGCAGAAGUUGCAGCAGCUGCAGAGGAUGCAGUCGCACGGAAGGAAGCUGCAGCAGAAGAACCAAAGUCAGUGGCAGCAGCUGCUGAGGAGCCAGCAGCUCCAAAGGAAGAGGCAGCAAAAGCAGAAGUUGCAGCAGCUGCAGAGGAUCCAGUCGCACGGAAGGAAGCUGCAGCAGAAGAACAAAAGCAAGCGGCAGUGACUGCUGAGGAGCCAGCAGAACCAAAGGAACAGGAAGCAGCAACAGCAGAAGCUGCAGCAGCUGCUGAGGAGCCAGUCACACCGAAGGAAGCUGCAGCAGAAGAACCAAAGGAAGUGGCAGCAGCUGCUGAGGAGCCAGCAGCACCAAAGGAACAGGCAGCAGCAACAGAAGUUGCAGCAGCUGCACAGGAACUAGUCGCACCGAAGGAAGCUGCAGCAGAAGAACCAAAGCAAGCGGCAGCAGCUGCUGAGGAGCCAGCAGAACCAAGGGAACAGGAAGCAGCGACAGCAGAAGCUGCAGCUGCUGAGGAACCAGUCGCACCAAAGGAAGCUGCAGCAGAAGAAGCAAAGGAAGUGGCAGCAGCUGCUGCGGAGCCAGCAGCUCCAAAGGAAGAGGAAGCAGAAGAAACUGCAGCAGCUGCUGAGGAGCCAGUCGCACCGAAGGAAGCUGCAGCAGAAGAACCAAAGUCAGUGGCAGCAGCUGCUGAGGAGCCAGCAGCUCCAAAGGCAGAGGCAGCAGAAGUAGAAGUUGCAGCAGCUGCAGAGGAACUAGUCGCACCCAAGGAAGCCGCAGCAGAAGAAGCAAAGCAAGCGGCAGUGGCUGCUGAGGAGCCAGCAGAACCAAGGGAACAGGAAGCAGCAACAGCAGAAGCUGCAGCUGCUGAGGAACCAGUAGCACCGAAGGAAGCUGCAGCAGAAGAAGCAAGGGAAGUGGCACCAGCUGCUGAGGAGCCAGCAGCUCCAAAGGAAGAGGCAGCAGCAACAGAAGAAGCUGCAGCAGCUGCUGAGGAACCAGUAGCACCGAAGGAAGCUGCAGCAGAAGAACCAAAGUCAGUGGCAGCAGCUGCUGAGGAGCCAGCAGCUCCAAAGGAAGAGGCAGCAGAAGCAGAAGUUGCAGCAGCUGCAGAGGAUGCAGUCGCACCGAAGGAAGCUGCAGCAGUUGCUGAGGAGCCAGCAGAACCAAAGGAACAGGAAGCAGCAGCAGCAGAAGCUGCAGCAGCUGCUGAGGACCCAGUUGCACCGAAGGAAGCUGCAGCAGCUGCUGAGGAGCCAGCAGAACCAAAGGAACAGGAAGCAGCAACAGCAGAAGCUGCAGCAGCUGCUGAGGAGCCAGUCGCACCAAAGGAAGCUGCAGCAGAAGAAGCAAAGGAAGUGGCAGCAGCUGCUGAGGAGCCAGCAGCAACAGAAGAAGCUGCAGCAGCUGCUGAGGAGCCAGGCGCACCGAAGGAAGAGGCAGCAGCAGAAGAACCAAAGUCAGUGGCAGCAGCUGCUGCGGAGCCAGCAGCUCCAAAGAAAGAGGCAGCAGAAGCAGAAGUUGCAGCAGCUGCAGAGGAGCCAGUUGCACCGAAGGAAGCUGCAGCAGCUGCUGAGGAGCCAGCAGAACCAAAGGAACAGGAAGCAGCAACAGCAGAAGCUGCAGCAGCUGCUGAGGAGCCAGUCGCACUGAAGGAAGCUGCAGCAGAAGAAGCAAAGGAAGUGGCAGCAGCUGCUGAGGAGCCAGCAGCUCCAAAGGAAGAGGCAGCAGCAACAGAAGAAGCUGCAGCAGCUGCUGAGGAGCCAGGCGCACCGAAGGAAGCUGCAGCAGAAGAACCAAAGUCAGUGGCAGCAGCUGCUGAGGAGCCAGCAGCUCCAAAGGAAGAGGCAGCAGAAGCAGAAGCUGCAGCAGCUGCUGAGGAGCCAGUCACACCGAAGGAAGCUGCAGCAGAAGAACCAAAGGAAGUGGCAGCAGCUGCUGAGGAGCCAGCAGCCCCAAAGGAACAGGAAGCGGCAACAGCAGAAGCUGCAGCUGCUGAGGAACCAGUCGCACCGAAGGAAGCUGCAGCAGAAGAACCAAAGGAAGUGGCAGCAGCUGCUGAGGAGCCAGCAGAACCAAAGGAAGAGGCAGCAGCAACAGAAGAAGCUGCAGCAGCUGCUGAGGAACCAGUAGCACUGAAGGAAGCUGCAGCAGAAGAACCAAAGUCAGUGGCAGCAGCUGCUGAGGAGCCAGCAGCUCCAAAGGAAGAGGCAGCAGAAGCAGAAGUUGCAGCAGCUGCUGAGGAGCCAGUCGCACUGAAGGAAGCUGCAGCAGAAGAACCAAAGUCAGUGGUAGCAGCUGCUGAGGAGCCAGCAGCUCCAAAGGAAGAGGCAGCAGCAACAGAAGAAGCUGCAGCAGCUGCUGAGGAUCCAGGCGCACCGAAGGAAGCUGCAGCAGAAGAACCAAAGCAAGCGGCAGCGGCUGCUGAGGAGCCAGCAGCUGCUGAGGAGCCAGUCGCACCGAAGGAAGCUGCAGCAGAGCAAACUGCACAGAAUGAGGAAGCACCAGCAACAGCGGCAACUGCGGAAGGCAGAGCAAUUGUCAACCAAGUUGAGGAGGAAAAUGCAGCAGAGCAAACUGCACAGAUUGAACCAGCAAUUGCGACAACUGAGGAAAGUACGGCAGGUAAGCAGGAUGAGGAGGAAACGGCAGUGGAGCAAACUGUGCAGAUUGAGGAAGCGUUGGCAACACCGGCGACGCCGGCAACUGAGGAAACCAGUGCAGUUCUGAACGAUGGCGAAGAAGAAAGCCUGGCGCAGUUUUCCGGGGUUGAAGCGAGUCUAGUUGCAGGGCAAGGAAUGAAUGAGGCAGCAGUUGAGUCAAAGGAAGGCACUGAAAGUCUGGCAAGGACAGAGGCACACGCUGCUGCGACAGCACCGUUGUGCUUGCUUGGACGUUCCGGUGUCAGAGUGCCAGGUGGCAAAGCUGAGGAUGAAUUCCACGUGGAGCUGCUGAAGGGAUCAAGAGGAUUGGGGCUUACAGUUUGCCCAGUUCACAAACAUGAGUUGGCUGUGGUGGAUGUGGAUCCAGAGGGAGCAGUGGGUGGAUACAACGCGACAGAAUUGGCGAAUGACUCUGCCAAGCUCAUUUUACCAAGGAUGCUGAUCACUGAAGUGAAUGGCAUCAGAGGUGAUGCCUCUCGAAUGGUAGAGGCGCUAUCAAGGAGCAGCAAACUUGAAGUGUGGGUGCGUCCCACAGUAAGGCAAAUGCAACUUCAAGAUGACAGUACGCUCAGAAAGGACAUUGCCUCGAUUGUUGGAGCAGUGAAUGCCGUGAGGCAUGUUCGCUCUGCCAGGCUCCAGGCUUCAGUUGAGGUCAGCUAGCGGUCCCAAAGGUGGAUCAACAAUCUGCUCCAUGCGAACGGAAUGUCAUGAAAAGUCAUGAAAAGUCUAUUUUCAUCACAUGACGGGCCCGGAACGUUCAAAACGGGACCAAAGAUAGUCCUUGAGACAUCGCUUGAAGCGAGUCUUAGCCAACGUUUCAUGCCCGUCAGUAAAAGGCGCUUGCCCUCUCUCAGCA